AUGGGGCACGCUCUACACCAAUUCAAGGCUCUGUUUUGGAAAAAUUGGCUCUGCCGUGUGAGGCAACCGGUCCUCUCUCUCACUGAAAUCCUGUGGCCAUGUGUACUUUUCUUGAUUCUAGCUGCCGUCCGCUUCCAGGAGCCCCCGAAAUACAAGGAAAAUUGUUACUUAGAAGCUCGUGAUUUACCAAGCCGGGGCCUUUAUCCUUUCAUGAGGACCCUUUUCUGUAAUGUUGGUUCCAGAUGCAGGAACACCAGUUACGCCGCACAGAGGCACGGCCGCUUUGGUGUGUUAUCUCACCCGUCCCUCUUUUUUCUACCAAAAACUAGUGCAAGCCCCCAGAGUGGUCCAGAGAGAACCAUUGGACCUGAUCUAGACUUCAUGGAAGAGAUAGAAGAACUUGCAAAGGAAUUUAUUGAUACUACAGAGAAAGCCAUGGUCUUAGAAAAGCUAUGGGAAGAAAACUCAAGGCUCUCAGUUAUAUUAAAGAGUAUAGGAAUGGAAAACAACAGUAGCUCACACCUGGUGACCUUAGGUGCCCUUCAGUCUUGCAGUGUGAUACUGAUGGAUUUGAAUGAAGCAGAGAAAAUUAUUUCUAGAGCAGAAAAUCUGUACAAGCAACCAUAUAUCUGGAACCUUCUGCAUUCAAUCCCUCAUCUUGGCCUGAACAGCUUUUAUACAGAAGAUGAGUUAUCUACCAUAACACAGUUUCUAAAAGUUAUUCAAAAUACCUUGGCAUCACUGAAGAAUUUACCAAUGAUGCCAUUGGGCCAAAGUUUCUAUGAAGUGGUGAAAAUGGCACUGAAUUUGACUAUUUCCUCUCUUUCAGGUUUUCAAUACAAUCUUUCUUUUGGGGAUAUUUUGUGGAAUCCGCUUGCUGUGAAAGCAGAACUUGAAUCCAGGUUUGGUUUUGAUGGGCCUCAUAUUGAAAGGCUACUAAGUUAUACAGUACAAUUAACAGAGAUUCCCACAGGAGAGACACUGGAGCAGUUUGUGUGCUCUGCUCUGGCUGUUGUCCCAGAAGAUGAAGCAAACAAAGAGAGUACUGGAGAGGGCUGUAAUUCUGCACAGCAUGAAGCCAAACUGUAUCUUGUUCAUGCUGUCAGCAAGUUCAAACUCUAUGCACAGAUACUUGAGCAAUGGCUUGGCAGCAGCAGUCUCUCUCAGAAUCUCCUUUUGGAACUUAGAAGAAUCAUGGCUGAUUUAAUGUCUCAAUUUCUAGACGACAGGGAAGCCAGGAAACUUUUUUCAGAGAUAAAUACCCUGAUCCGGCAAUGGAAUAAGAAAUCAGAUGCCUAUUUUUCGGAAGGAUAUAUUUCAUCUCAUGAUUGGCUCUACAGGGGAGUUAAGUUGUACAUAAAGGGAGUUAAUGUUUGUGAGAGUUGGCAGAGCCUCAAGAAACGUCUGUGGCAGAGCACAGGAACUGAUACUUCCCUAUUUCUAAUGGCUCACUGGAUGACCUGCAUUGCUUCCAGGAGUUGUAAUAUUGGCCUCUGUUUCUCAUUGCUUGUAAUUUCUUGUUCAUAUCAAACACUAGAGCUGGAGGAGAAUGAUGAUCUGGUUUUAAAUAUUAAGAACAAUAACACUCUGUUAAAUCUUCUUUAUGAGAUUUCAAAAAGUAUGUCAUCUUCUCAAGUAUGGCAUGAUUUGCAAAAUAAGGAACUAGUUUUUGAUUUUCUGUUUGAAACUUUCGAUCUUCUCUGGAACCUCACCAGUAAGUCUCUCUGUGAAAAGUUAGUGGUAAUUUACAACUACACAGAGUUUCAGGCACAGUUUCUUGCACAGAACGGAAAAAAAGAUAUGCAAGUUGUUUAUGACACUCUGAGCAGCCUUAAAAUGUUAUUUAUAGAUGAAGAGCUCCAAACAGAUGUCUUAUGUUUUUUGGAAGAGUUUCUUGAUCUGCCUCCAAAAUGCUUGGUAAAUAAUGAGUGCACUGAUAUUUAUCUAGCAAACAUGAGUUCUGUAGAACAUUCAGCAGAGGUUUAUGACUUACUUCUGCUUCCAUUGGACAGUGUCCUGUCUAAUGUAGCAAUCUGGGGAGAUAAGGUAAGUGUGCCUUCUGCUUUGCACUGCACUUUUACAUGGCUUCAGGCGUGGACAGAGAUUUUUGAGGAAGCAUCAGAAAUCUUAAAUUUGAAUUCAACCUAUUUGGUUUGCCUAAGAGAUGAUUUGGCAUAUCUCUCUGAAAAUCUUUUAAAUGUAACUCAAGAUGAACUGUGCAAUAAUACAGCUAUGGCUGUUGUUGAAGCUACAGGAGCAGCAAUGAAGCUAUUAAAAGCUCUAUUUCAGGAACAUGGCAAUUUAAAUGACUUGAAAGAUUUUGAGGCUUUCCUUGUUAAUCUUCAAAGUGUAAUUAACAAUGUAUUUGAUGUCACAAACUUGCUUAAAGAUAGCAGUUUUGAAAGUGUUUUAGAGACAAUGGGAGGCAUGAUAACUAAAAUGCAGAAAUCUCUACUGACGAUUGUUAAUGAAGAGUUUUUUAAUUCCUGGCUUGAUGCUUUCAUCUCUGGAGGAUCUGAGGGGGAAGAUGAGGGUGCUGGUGUAUUUUCUAUUGGAAAUUCUCUUUCUACUAUUCUUAAGCUCUCUCAAAAGGAACUUGAAAUUAUUCUCACUGAGAUAAAUGACACAUCUGCUCUUUUAAAAAGUGUACCUCAAGACAAAUAUAUGGUUUGUAUCAGCAUUUUCCAGAAUAUUACCAAACUAAUUUUGGAUAACACUCUAAAAGACAUACACUACUUGCAAACAAAUUUUUCAUCUCAUCUUACCUCCUUUCUAAACCUUCAUAGUACAAUGGAUGAAGCAGAGGAUUUGGAACUUUUGUCAGAAAUUGAAAAUCUUCUGAAAACCAAAACUUUUGAAAACAGCUCCUCUCAUUUGGACAAUGAGAUUGAAACUUUCUUGCAUGGCAAAAAUAUCAGUUUGCUGAUGGAGUUCUUUCAAUAUAUGAUUAGAAAACUAGACUCAAACUUGCAGAACGAACACAAAACAUUUCCUCAGAAACUGGUAGAAACAGCAGGUCUGAAUAUUGAACUGGUAAGGAAGGCACUUGAAAUUUUCAAGUCUCCUACUUUUACUAUCUUUCCAUUAAGGGAUGAAAAGGAGUUUCUAAAGUAUAUGGUUGCCUUGGUGCAAAACAUGAGAAACACAGAUGUUGAGUUUUUGAUAAGUAGAUUCAAACAGGUCCAGGAGAACCUAGAAAAUUUCUUUAAAAAUAUCAAACGUUUUUCUCUUGAGAACUCUGAGUUAGGUGCUUUAACAGACUGGUGGGAUGCAUUUGAGAAUCUAUCACAUUACUGGAACCUGACUGGUGUAUGGCAAAUAACACAGCUUUUUGAACAAGAUGAGCCCUACAAUAUGGAAGAUGUGUUCAACCUCCUCUUCGAUGUCAUCAGCCUUACAGAAAGAUUGGCUCAUGGAAACAUUACAGAAGCAUUAACUGCAAUACAUGCUUUCAUACUGACUCAGGAAGAAAAAAUGCAGAUGUUUACUGAUGAGGAAUUCUCUAACCAAGUAGAAGAUCUUCUAACAUUGCUGGAGACAUUGGCAGACAUCUCUGAUGAACCUGGAGAGGCCUCUCUUUGUUUUUCUGUGGCAUUCUGCUGGACUUUCACAACAGCAACACCUCUUACAAAAGCAACACCUCAGAGUGAUCACACUAUUCAACUUUGUGACUUUGUGCAUACCAAUUCUACCCUUCAUUACAAUGCAUUCAUUGAAGUAAUUAAGGAGCUUAAACUUAUCACUCUGGAUGACAGUUUUGCUUGCUCUAUGGAGGACAUUCAGAUGGAUAUCGCUCGCAAUCUGACUUGCUUUUUUAACCAGAUCAAAGAAUGGAACUCUAUAAUUUUGAAGUUUUCUGAGCUCCAAAAUAUAAAUAGCUCAGUUCUCAAAGAGCUGCUAGAUUUUUGGAAUGAGCUAUCACUUUAUGCUGUGCCACUCCAGGUGAACAAUACACAUGCAAUCAAUUGUCCCACCACACCAAAGAGCCAAAUGGCUUUACAAAUCGUAGAAAUGCUGGGCAGCAUUUCAGUGUCAGAAAUGGAGAUGGCCAAAAGUCUUCUUGAACAGCUUGAUAAUCUUUAUGGUGGCCUAAGUUGGAACAGAGAAUCAAGAACAUCACUUAAGAGUGUUCUUACUAAUGUUGAGAAUAUGACCAUUGAAGUUUCUAGGCUCCUGAAUACUGAAGCUGUUCUUUCUUUUCUCUCUGUAAUUCAGCCUUUAAUGACACUGUCAUCUGUUGGAAACCAGACACACGAAAUUCUUUUGACAAUGUCAGCUUUAGGUGGGAAUAUCAAUACAUCUGACAGCUUUGAGAACUUUUGGUUUCCUGUAGUUACAAGCAUAGAAAAUUUAUUAGUGAAUUUUAGUGUUAGGCAAUUACUUGUGGUGAUAAAUCAAGAGUUUCAAUUACUGAAGUUUGCCACUGGACAGUCGUCUUCCAUGGCUCCUGAUGUUUUACUAGAGCAGUUUAACACAUCAUCUGUAGAUGCUCUAUCAAGAAAUUUCAAAGAUAUUCAAGACAUUGUGAAGAGCAUUCUAUGUGAGUGUAACAAUAAAAAUUAUUCUAAAAUAAUCCAUGCUCUAAUUCUCCUUAUGACUAAUGAAAGUUCAUCAAAUGACCUACUACUGGCUGUCAAAGAUAUUAUUGCCUUUCUGGAGCUAUUCCAAAAUAAGUCUAAGAAGGACUACACUGGUACGUCGUUUGGUGACAGUCAUUUUAGCAGAGAGAAAUUGAAUAAUACUCGUGCUGUUUUUUCAGUUUUGCUGAACAACCUCCUUCGUGCAAUUGCUGAUCUUGAUGUUGUAGAAGAAGAUUUCCGUAUAAACAAUACUGAGCUUCAUCAAGUUGACUUCAUUGAUUCAUUUUUUUAUAAUGCACCAUAUAGAGACACUUCUACUCAAUCCCAAAGCAGAGCUCUGGAGAUCAUGCAAGAGAUUUUGCAAAUUAUAUUUCAGUCUACUGCAGAACAUGAUAGGAAUAAAAUAAAACUCUUACUAAUGAAUGAGGAUAUAAUGACAGAACUGAGAGCAUCUAAAAUCUGCAGCAUUCUUCAGGAACGUUUAUACCCUGAUAGUGUUGUACUGUUGCAGAAAUUGCAAUUUACCAUUUUGAAUAUUCUCAAAAUCUUUUCAGAAGAACCUAUUGUCUUUAGCAACAUUUUCUGUGCUAUUACAAAGUGUAAAGAUGGAUUAACGAGUCACUUGCUCCUCGCCGUCUUUGAAGGGAUUGCUGUGGCUCAAGACCAUUAUCAGGAUGUUGGAAGAUAUUUGCCUGCUUUUAGCAAGGGGGAUUGUGAAAGUAUGGCAUACAUAAACCAAAAACUUUCCAGUGCUUUGGAGAACUUUGUGGGAGUCUUGCAGAAUACGAGCAGUGACAGCUAUGUUAAAGUCAAAGAUUUUGUCCGGAAUAUUACUCAGUUGAGGCUGGACAUUGGUUCCUCUGUUAAUAUUUCUGAAGAAACUGUCAGUACCCUCUUGGAAGCCAGUGUCUCUCAUUCAGAGGUGCUUUACAGUGCCUUUGUGGUAGCCUUAACUGGAAGAUGUGAUGAAGAAGUACUUAGCCUACUGAUAAAGCUGCCUGAAAACAAUAGAACUUCCCUGGUAGUGGAAGAAUUAUGUUCUUUACCAGCACUGGACUUGUAUACCAUGUUUGUAUUGAUUAUACAAAAUUUGAAUGUACGUCACAUCAUGUACAAGGUCCAGACACCACCUGAGAUAGGCAAUGUAUUAAAUAUGCUACUGGAUGUGGUUUCUAGUAUCAGUUCACUUCUCAACAAAGUUCACCAUGUCGUGGAAAAGCUUCCAUUGUUCCUCCAAGGAAUUCAAAAUAUUGGUGUGCUUGACAUCUCCGCAUUGCAGCAGUUUUUGCAAGGUGGGCAGUUCAGAAGUUCAGCUGUUGGAUCCCUGGAGUCUGUAAUCAAGGCAGUGUGUAAAGAAGAAUCUUCAUUUUUCAGCAAUGCAAAACUGUUCAUAGACAUGCCCAGAAUCAUGGGACUUUUGGAGGACAAUAUGGCAAAAUAUGGCAUUCCUGAAGACUCAACUCCUUUUUGCUUGAAGCUUUAUCAGGAGAUUUUGCAGGCUCCUAAUGGGGCUUUGCUAUGGACUUUCCUGAAACCUUUAUUACAUGGGAAGAUACUGUACAAUUCAAACAUCAACAUGAUUGACCUGGUGAUGGAGAAGGCCAAUUUCACUUUUGGUUUUGUGGAAAACUUGAAGACUUAUUCUGAGACGUGGCUUAGGAUGUCAGAGAUCUUCAAAACCAGUAGAAAUGUUCUUACAGUCUCACGACUACAGGAAGCCCUGCAAAACAAUUUUGUAAAGCAUUUCAUAGAAAGUAAUUUGGAUAUCAACACAGAAAAACUCCUUAAAAAAAUGCAGACAUAUGAAACUAUGACAAACAAGAUGCUUAACAGCUCAGCAAGUAAACAGAUUGACCUGUUGACACAGCUUGUUGUAAAUAUCUCUUCCUGUGUGUUACUGGACCGCUUCCAGCCUUUUGACUCUGUAGAGAAAUUGGAGGAGAAGGCUCAUGAACUCAUGCAGGAGAAUAAUCUUUUGGCUAGUAUCAUCUUCAAUAUCCCAGAAGACAAGAAGCAAGAUUCUAGCAACGUCCUUCCAAGACACAUUUCAUAUACAAUUAGAACCAGUGUUCUCUACAGCAUGAGAACAGAUUUGAUUAAAAACCCAACAUGGAAAUCCCAUCCCCAGAAAUUGCCAGCUGAUGGGUUUAAAUACAACCAUGUCUUUAUUCCUCUUCAAGACAUGAUUGAAAAGGCAAUUAUUUCAGCACAGACUGGGACAGAUGCCUCAGAGACAGCAAUUCAGGUGCAAGCCAUGCCUUACCCUUGUCAUACCAGUGAUCUAUUCUUGAACAACAUAGGGUUUUUUUUCCCACUUAUGAUGAUGUUAACAUGGAUGGUUUCAGUUGCCGGUAUGGUUCGCAAGCUGGUUUAUGAAAGAGAAAUUCACCUUGAAGAGUAUAUGAAGACAAUGGGAGUGUAUCCAGCCAUUCAUUUCUUUGCUUGGUUUUUGGAGAAUUUCAUUGUGCUUACAGUAAGCAGCUGUGCGCUGGCCAUCAUUUUAAAAGCAAGUGGUAUCUUUGCUUAUAGCAACGGCUUCCUUAUCUUCCUCUUUCUCCUGGAAUUUGGAGUAACAGUUAUCAUGUUAAGCUAUUUUUUGGGAGCGUUUUUCAGCACUGCCAAUACAGCAGCUCUGUGCGCCAGCCUUGUCUAUAUGAUCAGCUUUUUACCCUACAUAGUUUUGUUGGUCUUGCAGAACCAGCUGAGUUUCACCAACCAGAUUGUAAUGUGUCUUCUUUCUACAACUGCCUUUGGGCAAGGAAUAUUUUUCAUUACAUAUUUUGAGGGCCAAGAAAUAGGAAUUCAGUGGGAUAAUGUGCACCAGUCAAUGGCACAAGGAGGAUACAUGACCUUUGGAUGGAUGUGCUGGAUAAUGUUCUUUGACUCCAUUUUAUAUUUUGUAGUUGGCUGGUAUUUCAGCAAUAUUAUUCCUGGUAAAUCUGGAUUAAAAAACCCAUGGUACUUUCCCUUUACUGUUUCAUACUGGAAGAACCUGUGUGGUGCAGAGAGAAGCAAGAGACAUUAUCUGAAUUCUAAUAUGUUUUUCUUCAAUGAGAACUUCCAAGAAAAAGAGCCAGCACCUCAGAGCUGGAAAGUUCCUUGCACUGAAGGAGCCACCAUUGGUGUCGUGCUGCUGUCCCUCACCAAAGAGCACGUGGAUGGUCAGAAGGCUGCUGUUAAAGACCUCAACCUCACUUUCCAUAAGGGUCAGAUAACAGCGCUCUUGGGACCUAAUGGAGCUGGAAAGACAACAGUUAUAUCCCUGCUGACUGGUCUGUAUCCACCGAGCUCUGGUACCAUCAUUGUUGAUGGGAAGGACAUACGGACAGAGCUGGCUGCCAUCAGGACAGAACUGGGUGUUUGUCCCCAGUACGAUGUCCUGUUCAACACGCUGACGGUGCGAGAGCACCUCCUGCUCUACGGGGCAGUGAAGGCGCCCGGGUGGACAAAAGAACACUUGAAUGAGCAAGUCAUAGGAGCUCUGGAAGAUGUGGGUUUAUCCCAACAUCAGUACAAACCUGUUGGAGCCCUUUCUGGGGGAAUGAAAAGGAGGCUGUCAAUUGCCAUCUCCUUUAUUGGAAACUCAAAGACAGUUGUUCUGGAUGAGCCCACCAGUGGAGUAGAUCCAUGUUCUCGCCGUAGUAUCUGGGACGUUCUUCUGAAGUACAAAGCUGGUUGCACACUGAUCUUUACCACUCACCACCUCGAUGAGGCCGAGGUGCUCAGUGAUCGCAUCGCCAUCCUGCAGCGUGGCCAGCUGAGGUGCUGUGGCUCUCCCUCUUAUCUGAGGGAGACAUAUGGCCAGGGACACAGUCUGACACUCAUCAAAAAGCCCUCUGUGUUUGAAAUCCAGGACCCUAAGCACAUUGUUCAGGUCACAUCUCUGGUACAGACUCACAUUCCAGAAGCCUUCUUAAAAGAGAACAGUGGGACUGAGCUGACCUAUAUGAUCCCAGAAAGGGCAGAUAAGACCUCUUUUAAAGGUCUUUUUCAAGCUUUGGAUCAAAGCCUUCAGCAUCUACAUGUGACUGGCUAUGGCAUUUCUGACACAACUUUGGAAGAGGUUUUUCUGAAGCUGCUGCAGGACUCAGAGAAGAAGCCCUAUGUUCCACAGGCAGCACACCUGGACCAUAGAAAUGAAAAAUAAAUUCCUGUUCAUCCAUGUAUCCAUCAUUGUCAAAGUCUGAAUAAAACAUUGCCUGAGUCAAACACCUCAAGUGUGCGUGGAGCCCGCCUUGUUCUCACACAGAUUGUUGCCCUUCUGGUGAAGAGGUUUCACCACACAAGACGAGACUGGAGAGGAAGCCUGUCAAAUGUGCUGCUGCCCGUCCUCUUUGUUGCACUGGCAAUGGCCUUGUUCAGCGUGAAGCCACUGGCUAUCGAUUAUCCUCCCCUCAAGCUGACACCAAGACUUUACGACAAUGCAGAAUCCUUCUUUAGCACUGAACAUGAUAACCUAGGAAAACUUUCUCAGGUUCUACUGGGUUAUUUCUCUGAUUGGGACCACACAUGCACACAUUCACAACACAGAAAAAAUAAUUCAUGCUGGCAGAUGGAAUCUGCAUCGGCUCAGGAUUCAUGCAGAUGUGUGUCUGAACAGGAGAUGUGCCCAAGUUUCAAUACCUCUGCUCCCUAUGUGAAGAAUAAGAAAGGACACAUUUUGUAUAAUCUUUCAGGGUUCCCUAUAGAAGAGUAUUUAUUGAGGUCUUCCAACAAAUCAAGGUAUGGUGGUUGGUCUUUUGGAGAGGUGAAAACAUUUGAACUUCAAGAUAAAAAAUUGAACAGCACCAAUUCUCAGCCUCUGGCUAAGGUGUGGUAUAACCAGAAAGGUUUCCAUUCGCUGCCAUCUUACUUAAAUGAACUCAAUAACUUCAUUCUGUGGCUCAAUUUACCUUCUAAUGUGGAUUGGAGACAGUAUGGGAUAACACUCUAUAGCCAACCAUAUGGAGGAGCCUUGUUGGAUGAGGAUAAAAUAAUGGAGAACGUUCGUCAGUGUGGGGUAGCACUGUGUAUCAUGCUGGGUUUCUCUAUCCUCACUGCGUCGAUUGGCACUGGCACAGUGAAAGACAGAGUAUCUGGGACAAAACGCCUGCAGCACAUCACAGGCCUGGGUUACAAAACUUACUGGUUUGCUAACUUCUGCUGUGAUAUGCUGUUUUACAUGGUUCCAGUCACCCUGUGUGUUGGUGUCAUUAGUGCCUUCCAGCUAUCAGCCUUCACUUUCCGAAAGAACUUGGCAGCCACUGCUCUCCUGCUGAUACUCUUUGGAUAUUCAACUUUACCUUGGAUGUAUCUUGCAUCCAGAUUCUUCUCAAGUUCAGAUGUAGCUUUUAUUUCUUACAUCUCCUUAAAUUUUGUGUUUGGCCUGUGUACCAUGCUGGUGACCCUCUUACCUCGCUUGUUAGCUAUAAUUUCCAAAGUGCAGAGUUUUCAGAACAUUUACAAUAUCCUCAAAUGGGCAUUCAUCAUAUUUCCACAAUUCUGCCUGGGCCAGGGUUUAAUAGAGCUUUCAUACAAUCAGAUCAAGUUUGACCUGACCAGGAACUUUGGAAUAGAUUCUUACGUGAGCCCCUUUGAGAUGGAUUUCUUGGGUUGGAUUUUUGUGGAAAUGUCCCUUCAGGGAACACUACUACUUCUUUUACGUCUUUUCCUUCAUUGGGAUCUCCUCUGGAAACCAAGGGGUCAUUGCUCAGUUAAUGGCAUGGACAGCCCUUCAGCAGAUGUUGAUGUAGAAAUGGAGAGACAGAGACUCUUUGGUGGAAGAACUGGUAAUGAUGUCCUACUUCUGUACAACCUCAGGAAGUGUUAUGGAGGUUUCAGUAAGAAGAACACAGCUGUGGAAAACAUAAGCUUGGGCAUACCAAGGGGAGAGUGUUUUGGACUCCUGGGAACAAACGGAGCUGGGAAAAGCACAACAUUUAAGAUGCUGACUGGAGAUAUCAUCCCAUCUGCAGGACGUGCUGUUAUCAGGACUCCUACUGGGUCUGAAAUGGAUAUACUCUCUGCUAGCUCUGAAGGUAUUCUUAUUGGAUAUUGUCCACAGCAAGAUGCCCUGGAUGAACUUUUAACAGGUUGGGAGCAUCUUUAUUAUUACUGCACACUACGUGGGAUUCCAAAGCAGGAUAUCCCUAAGGUUGCAGAGGACCUGGUUGACCGGUUACACCUCAAUGCCCAUGCUGACAAACUGGUGAGAACGUAUAGUGCUGGCACCAAGAGGAAGCUCUCCACUGCUGUGGCUUUAGUUGGUAAACCCCAAAUACUUUUACUGGAUGAGCCCAGCUCUGGGAUGGAUCCCUGCUCAAAACGCUACCUUUGGAAAGCUAUCCUGAAGGAAGUUCAGGAUGGCUGUGCAGCUGUGCUGACGUCCCACAGUAUGGAAGAAUGCGAAGCUCUCUGCACAAGGCUUGCUAUUAUGGUCAAUGGAGCUUUCAAGUGUCUUGGUUCUCCCCAGCACAUUAAAAACAGGUUUGGAGAUGGUUAUUCUGUCAAGGUUUGGCUUAGCAAAGAGAUAAGUUAUGAAAGAAUGAUUUUGGAAUGUCUACAGCUGCAUUUUCCUGGAACACAGUUUAAGGGACAACAUCUUAACCUGCUCGAGUACCAUGUACCAAGAAGUCAGGGAUGUUUAGCAGAGCUCUUCAGAGUCCUAGAGAAUCACAAAACUUUUCUCCAAAUCAAGCACUACUCCAUUAGCCAAACAACAUUAGAGCAGGUGUUCAUUAAUUUUGCAACACAGCAACAAGGAGUCUCACCUUCUUCACAUGGAUCUCCUGUUGUUCAUCAUGAUUGUCUCCCAGUCUAGGCUCAGAACAGGAUACAGCUUCAAUGUCAAGUGUGUGUAUGUGUAUGUGUUUGCAUAUAUGUGCACACAAGCUACAUGCAAUAACUUUUCAACUGUGAACGAUUUGUGUAUGAGAAACAAAUAGUAGAAACAGAGGUGAAUUUUCAUCUGUAAAAGGAAUGGUACCAGUUCUUGUUUAAGCAAGAAACUGAUUAUAUGUGGACCAAAAAUAUGCCAAAAAAGUAAUGUUUCCUUAAUUUAACUGGAAUUUCAAAAUACAAAUGACCUAAUUAAUGCAGAGAAAAAAGGCUGAUCUGAAAUGUCAGUGCAGAGUAGAUUUUUUUUUUUGGUGGUGGUUCUGCAUUCAUUUGACUAUAGUACUUUCUUGCAUGCACACUUAAUAUAUAAUUUUUACAUGAUAGUACAAGAAAGAACAAUUGAAUUGUAACGAUGAGUAGGCUAUCACCCAGUAUUUUUAUUUAAUCACACAAAUUGAGAACCUUUCGAUUUCCCUGUUAAUUCAGUUCUGUGUUGUGCCAAGCUAAAUUAACCUUUUUAAUG
Messenger RNA from Catharus ustulatus (Swainson's thrush), 11919 nucleotides. It is a transcript of the gene ABCA13, whose product is annotated as ATP binding cassette subfamily A member 13. Gene Ontology annotation, cellular component: intracellular membrane-bounded organelle; membrane. The record is from RefSeq and is a predicted model, not a curated record. The transcript has 60 exons. NCBI's taxonomy places the organism in Eukaryota, Metazoa, Chordata, Aves, Passeriformes, Turdidae. Gene Ontology annotation, molecular function: ATP hydrolysis activity; ATP binding; ABC-type transporter activity. Gene Ontology annotation, biological process: transmembrane transport; lipid transport.